AAAUCAUAUUCAUUCUCUCUGCACAGGGACCUAACUGCAGUAGCCAAGCCUUGCAGUUUCGGCGACAAGAGUACAAGUGAUGUUAUUUUACGUUUGAUAAAUGGUGAAGGAAGACCUGAGUGGUUCUGCUCCCACUCAUCGGUUCUCGUAAGUAAAAGCAGAUUCUUUGCAGAUCAGCUCUCUCAUCCCGACUUUGGCUCCUGCACUGAGAUUCAGUGCUCGGAUUCUACUUAUGAUCAUCAUGUUAACCUCUUGAGAUUACUUUAUCUUCCCCCUGAUUCACUUUUGGACUCCCUGGACUCGGUCCAUUCUGCUAUCGGUGUUCUACACUUGGCAGUUUCGUUCCGUUGUGACGACGUUACAAACUGCUGCAUCCAGUACCUGGAGGCUGUUCCUUGGGACGAUAAGGAAGAGGAACAAAUUAUAAAAGCAGUUUCGAAACUGGGGCCGAUAGCCAUGCCCAUUUUGGCAAGGAUCCAACCAGUAGAUUUAAGUGCCACCAAAAGUGUGUUUAUUUCAGCAGUUCGCUUUGCCACGUCAAUUGGUGGAUCUUGUCCUCCUUUUGGAGAUGAGCUCAAGACAUCUGCGCAGGAACAAGUGGAAUUCAUGCUUGGAGGAGACGAAGAAACCCCGUUAGUUACAGCCGAAGAUGAAGUUAAAUCAGUGAUAAAAUUAGGUCUUACUGAAGUUUGUUCAUUGUUCGAAAAUGAAUUGUCUUCAUUGCUUGUUGUUUCGGAUACCACGGCUGAGACUGUUGAGAACAGAAUUUUGCAGAGCCUAUCGGAUGUCGAGUGGAUGUGUAACAUACUCCCAAAGAUGGAUUUAAUGAAGGACUUCGUUUGUAGUUGGGGUGACAUGUCUGGUAAGGUUUUGGGGAUAAUUGAGGACAAGAAACUUGAUAAUGCCAUGUGGGGUAUGAAGCUGAAGCUUAUAGAAGUGACCGGGAAAGUGCUCGAAGCUGUCGGCUAUGGAAAUGUGAUUCUUCCCGCACCCUGUCGGGUCCAAUUGCUGAAGACAUGGCUACCCUAUAUAAGGAAGAUUAAACCUCUCCUAGAUGCGGAAAGCAACAAGUACACAGAUUUCCCUUACAAGAUGGAUGAAGAAUUGUGCCAGAGUAUCGAGGGAGCAAUCGUGUCGUUAGUAUUAGCUUUGCCGUCUAAUGAUCAAGCUGAUAUUCUAUCGGAUUGGAUGGAAACCAAGCAAGUUAAGUAUCCCGACUUGAGCGAGGCAUUCGAGGUAUGGUGUUACAGAACCAAGUCAGCAAAGAGAAGAUUGAUGGAAGGCUUGGAUAGAGUUGGCAACACCACCGUCAGCCUUUGAUUUCUUAGACGCUGUAUGAUUAACGUGUAAAAUGAAUAGAUGAUGACAAUCCCUAUUCAUAUAACUCGGAUUCAAUCUAAGCUCUAUAUGACCCUUUUGCAGCA
Messenger RNA from Hibiscus syriacus, 1424 nucleotides. RefSeq names its product BTB/POZ domain-containing protein At3g05675-like. The transcript has a single exon. The record is from RefSeq and is a predicted model, not a curated record. Gene Ontology annotation, molecular function: protein binding. Lineage: Eukaryota; Viridiplantae; Streptophyta; Magnoliopsida; Malvales; Malvaceae. The annotation marks the transcript as partial.